AUGCUUCACAUUUGGCUUUUGCUCGUGUCCAGUUUAACUCUGUGCCCAUUAUAUGAGGGUCAGAAUGUGGACCCUGCUCCCCCUAUUAUCCAAUACACCGUCUUAGAGGAACAGCCAGCAGGCACGAGGGUGGGACGUUUGCUGGACAAUCUACGUCAGAGCAGAGAGACCGGACCCGUCGAGGACUUCCGGGUUGUGGAACACGGUCAGACUCUGCCAUUCACUGUGGCCAAAAGAGAUGGACUGGUGUCGACACUGGGUCAGCUGGACCGGGAGGAACUAUGCAGAGGAGCUGACCACUGUGAACUGGCCUUCAGUGUCCUUUAUAGAAAAGCUGGAGCCGUGCGUUUUCUUCAGGUUAGAGUGGAAGUUCUGGACGUUAAUGACCACAGUCCAGUUUUCCCCAACCAAGUGCAGGAGGUGGAGAUCUCUGAAGCGGCUGGAUUUCGCAUGAGAGUCGCGCUGGACCGUGCUGAGGAUCCGGAUGCCGGACCAAACGGUCUGCAGACGUACUCUCUGUCCCCCAACCAGCACUUUUCUCUGGAUGUCCGUCCCUCCGGAGGUGCAAAACAGCCAGAGUUGGUGGUUAUUAAAGAACUGGAUCGGGAGACACAAUCAUCCUUCGAGUUAACGCUAAUGGCUUGGGAUAAAGGAAAUCAACCCAGGUCUGGCAGCACCAAGGUCAAAGUCAUAAUCCUGGACUCUAAUGAUAACAGCCCUGUGUUUGAAGAAAGUGCCCCAGUAGUGGACCUUCCAGAAGACAUGGCACGAGGCACUGUAGUUAUCAACCUUCACGCUACAGAUCCAGACCAGGGCGCCAAUGGCGAGGUUGAGUACACGCUGAGCAAACACGCUCCGUCAGACGUCCAGAGACUUUUCAGCGUCGAUCCUCAGACAGGUGCCGUGGUUUUAAAAGAUCUGCUGGACUUUGAGGAGAAGAGAUCUUUUGAGGUAGAAAUACAAGCUAAGGAUCGGGGCCACAAUGCUGUACCGUCACACUGCAAGCUGCAAGUCCGAGUUCGAGACGUCAACGACAACGCGCCUCGCAUACAUGUCACAUGGACCCCUCCGGAUUCAUCCUUUGCAUCCGUGUCAGAGGGGGCGGCAAACGAGACCUUCCUGGCUCUUGUCAUGGUCUCUGAUGCAGAUUCAGGUCCGAACGGGGAAGUGAGGGCCCGCAUACAGGACGGUUCGGGUCCGUUCCGUCUGAAGCAGAUCCAUGGAGACAAUUACAUGAUCGUAACCAGCGGAAGCUUAGAUCGGGAGCAACAGAUGGAGUACAAUAUUACGCUUCUAGCUCAGGAUAACGGCGAACCCUCGCUGUCCUGUGUGAGGCAUUUGAAAGUCAACGUACUAGACGAGAACGACAAUGCGCCCCUGUUCUCCAAGACUCUUUAUGAAGCCGUCUUUGAUGAAAAUAAUAUGCCUGGAUUGCAGAUUUUAACUUUAGAAGCCCAUGACGUUGACCUAGACCUCAGUGGAAGGGUGUCGUACUUUAUUACAGAGUCGAAUGAUCUGGGGACGUCAACUGCGGCCUUUUCUGUCCACCCGACGAGCGGGGCUGUGUUUGUCCAGCAGUCAUUAGACUUCGAGGAAUCGCCCACUUACUCCUUUAUUGUGGAAGCAAAAGAUCACGGCUAUCCGUCGAUGACCAGCAGUGCUACCGUGAUUAUUCAUCUUCAGGAUGUCAAUGAUAACUCCCCCAUUAUCAUGGAUCCUGUUCCCAAAAAGGGGGUUGCAGUGCUGAGUGUUCCAGUUAAUGCGGAAAAGGGCGAGAUUGUGACCGAGCUUAACGACAAGAGCCAAGACACCCUGUUUCCUUUGGGCAAUUAUUCUUUUCAACACAUGCCGGACAGUUUUCUAGCCACGACCAUAUUAGCAAGUGAUUCUGACACCGGCCUCAAUGCACGACUCCAGUUCAAAAUAAUUGGUGAAAAUCAUGCCAGUCUGUUCUGGAUGGAUGAAACCACAGGCCAGUUAUAUGUAAACAGCACCAAUGCUACAGAACUGAUUGCCAAAACCUUUAACGUGGUCAUUGAGGUAUCAGACAUGGGAAGACCUUCACUCUCUACCAAGACAACCCUGGAGGUAAAAUUCAUCAAUCUCCGAGACCACCUGAAGAACUCCUCUCCCGGACGCCAGGCUGAGUUCAGCUUCACGAUGCUUUUAGCCGUCUGCAUUGGUGGGACUUGCUUGCUCUUGCUUUUAGCGUUUGCACUGGUCACCACCUUCUGCCGGCCAGAAAAACGAGACAGCCAUGCUUACAACUGCAGACAAGCUGAGUCCACCUACGCUACUCACCCUCGCAGGCCACAAAAGACCAUCCAGAAAACUGACAUACAGCUGGUACCUGUCCUAAGGGGUCGAAAAGACGACCCACCCGAAGAAGAAUCCCAGCCACUGUCGUCUGGCUCCCCUCCUCCAGAAGAACCUCAACCUGAAAACCACCUCAGUCUUUCUCCAACGCUUGCUCGCCUGGCACAAAACAACUGCUACUCAGAAACCGACGGGACGCUUCAAUAUUCACAAGGCAAGACCCUCAGAAAACCUGGAAGUAUCGACUGCCCAAAUACCCCCGGAAUGCCCUACCGGACCCUGCGUAAGGCCAGAAAUCCAUCCUCUUCAUCGUCUUUACAGUCGCAGAACAACACUCUGAGAAGGCAAAAGCCUGAAGAUGCACGUUUACCCAGCGAUUCCUCAGAGACGGUGGCCACCCUGAGGAGGCCGAAACACUCGGAGAGAAAUGGAAGGCCGGAGGAACCGGACCACAGACAAAUGCUGAGAGAUCUGGUGAGGUUAUCCAUGGCUGCCCUCGGAGAAAACUCACUCGAGCUGUCUUCAGCCUCACCCGAGGUUCAGCAGAUUUCCCAGCUAUUGUCUUUGCUGCGUCAGGGCCAGUUUCAGCCUCGUCCAAACUUCCGUGGCAACAAGUAUUCCCACCGAGCCGGCCGCUAUGGAGCACAAGAUGCUGACUGGCUGAGUACCAAAGACAGCGGGAAUGGGGAGAGUGAACCAGGAGACGUGGACUGGGAGGCUGGCAGGGACUCGCCGAUCGACCCCUUACUGGAGGAGGGACUCAACAGCCUGCUUAACAGCACAGAUGAUGUGUUCUCAGACAUCCCUGACCCAGCCUGGAUAGCCCGACUGUCUCUUCCUCUGGCCAGCGACUACCACGACAACCUUUACGUCCCCGAUGGGCUUCCGCCCCCCGAAAACCAGAGCUGCAGCCCCGACGACUCCACCUCCUUCUCCACUUUUGGUAAGACCCCAGAGAAGAUGGGACCUUUAGGAGGUGAAGCUCUGCUGUCAGAGGUUAGCACGCUGUUCGAGAUGCUCCUGACCCAGAAGGCCGACGCUCAGCCUCGCUCGGACGUCCUGUACAGACUUUCUGCAGCCUACCGGCGCUCCCUGGGACUGGACGGUCAUCAGGGGAUGAAUGAAAAGACACGCCGUGCCACACCGAACCAUUACUGAACUUUUUUAAAGCACAAACGUGACAUUCUGAUGCUCCUCAUGAUUACAGCGUGUUGUUUUUCGACCCUGUAAACUUGGAGUUGGUGCUUUUUUUAAAGGGGCGUAACCUUUUAGCUCCAAAAACAUGCUAGCAGGUGGACAGACUGUAAAUGUGAAUGGAUGAAUGAAUAAUUACUUUCAAUGAACUGAUCCAGGAUGUACUUCUGCAUCACUUUACCAGUGUUUUUCUGGACCAGGCUCCGGACCACCGCCAUGCACAACAAAGACAUGUGGUUACUGAAGAUGAUUGAAUGAAUCUGUAAUUAGACUGGAAGUGUUAUAUGAAAUGCACAGUGCUUGACUGUAAUAUUAAUAUUCUUUUUUCAAGCUCAGUGAAGCCGAGCAGUUCUGCUUUGGUUCUUAUUGGUCGUUCUCCAUAAGAUUUCUCAUAGAGCUUUUCCACCAAAUGAACCCUGGUUCUAGAACCUGUUCUGUUCGGGUUUCUUCGAACCUUGGUGUUUUUUGAGAACUGACCCGCGUUUCCACCAGUUUUUGGGAACCAAGCCUGCUUCAUCAACAGUGGGCAUUACACAAUAAAAGUAAAGAGUCGUAACAUGAUGGAGGAGCGUGUAGAUUAUC
This is a messenger RNA of Trichomycterus rosablanca, 4092 nucleotides long. It is a transcript of the gene pcdh12, whose product is annotated as protocadherin 12. Gene Ontology annotation, biological process: homophilic cell-cell adhesion. Lineage: Eukaryota; Metazoa; Chordata; Actinopteri; Siluriformes; Trichomycteridae. Gene Ontology annotation, molecular function: calcium ion binding. The record is from RefSeq and is a predicted model, not a curated record. The transcript is spliced from 4 exons. Gene Ontology annotation, cellular component: plasma membrane. The coding region runs from base 1 to 3474 and encodes 1157 amino acids.